AACACAGCUAAAUAUAACUAUUGUUAAACAUUCUUCCUAACUAGAAUUAUGCUUCAGUGAAUUUGUGAAAAACCGAAAACAAGGUGCGAUAAACUAGCAUCAGAUUACAGGCAUCUGAUCGAAAAUAGGUGCGUGAAAAGGUAAUGGUCGGAUUGAUAAUUGCAAAUUCAGUUGCCCACAAAAUAACUACACUGCAUAAUCCCAAUCAGGUCACACUUUAAUAAAACGAUUGCAACAAGUUGAUAAGUGGUAAAGGAAGAACGUGACAGUAAUUUUCUUCCACCAGAAAAAUUUCGCGUGUAGUACAAGCUUCAUCACGGAGAUAUUGGAUCUGUUUAAAUAUUUUGACGUUGACGAAAUGGAUUUCUGGGGGUUGUUGACAUUCAUAUUCCUGGUCAUGUUUUUUAUAAGCUGCUGCAGCUACUGCUGCACUGUAAAAAAACGUGGCGUCGUAUUGUCGACACCCGUUGUGGUGACAUCAACGACGCACACCGCACCGGGUGGUUACCCGGUCGCACAAAUGCCGCCUGCCACCGGCUAUCAACAGCAAGCCAUGUACCCACCGUAUCCAACACAAGCAACCGCUCACGGACAAAUGCCGAUGCCGAUGCCAGCUGCGACAUCGCCUGCGCCUGGCGUGCAAGCCUAUGUGGCACCGUAUCCACCAAUGCCUACGGCUACUAUGAACCCACCCAGCUAUGAAGCCGCUGUGGCAGGUGUAGGGGUUGGUCAACCAAAUAAUGCAAGCAGCGGUUACGAAAAACAAGCUCCCUACAAUCCCAACUACAAUGCCUACUAGAAUAACGAGGCGUGGCUAGUUAAACUGUUGUCAAAGAACAGCAAAACCAUGUAGAUUUGAUAAAUACUAAUAUAAGUAUACAAACUUAUUUGUUAAGAAAGCCAUAUAACAAACGCAUGUGGUGCUGAUAAUUUUAAAAGUAUUGUUUUCUGCAAAAACGAUAACAAUAUAGUAUAUAGGGAGUGAAUAAGAAAUGUGCGAAUGCGAUGCUAUGCAAUGGAAAAUAAAUAGUUUCCUUCGGGGCGACUAUUCAGGAAAAUGCAGACGUGAAAAGUAAAUUUCAAAAUUUAAUGUACAAAUGUUUUGGAAAAAUGCAUGUCUUCUGGAAGCAAUUCAAAUUUAGCGUAAAUUUCUAAAACGGUAGAGGAAGUAUACGUAAAAUUAAAUUUAAUGACAUGAAAAGUAAAUUCAUAAAUUUAAUGCACAAAUGUUUUCGAAACAGGUAUGUCUUCUGAAGAGUAUUCCAAAUUUAGCGUAAAUUUCCACAAUGACAGAGGAAGUAUAUGUAAAAUUGUAAAACUAUUUUUAAUGAACUGAAAUUCAUAUUUCUAGUUUUCAUACACAAAUUAGCACCACUCCUUAUAUUUGAUAUCUAUUAUUUACCUCAACCAAAGAAUGCUUUAACCAAACCUAAACAGAAGGAUUCUCGAUGUCUAACACGAUUGCACAGUAAGAGAAUCCCCCUUAUGUAUUAGUGGAUGAUAUAAGAACUAUCAAUAAUUCCUGUACCAAGUCUUACAACCGAAACGCUGUAUAAUCAAAUGUGUUUGAUUUAUUUUUAUAUUUUUCCUACAUUAUAAAUAAAUAAAAUAUUGGACUGCGUGCAAAGAAAUUCAA
Messenger RNA from Anastrepha ludens (Mexican fruit fly), 1636 nucleotides. Its product is annotated as protein shisa-5. The record is from RefSeq and is a predicted model, not a curated record. The transcript has 5 exons. Bases 359 to 799 code for a protein of 146 amino acids. Lineage: Eukaryota; Metazoa; Arthropoda; Insecta; Diptera; Tephritidae.